Cuscuta epithymum is the source of this 2349-nucleotide messenger RNA. The record is from the annotation of a GenBank genome assembly. Lineage: Eukaryota; Viridiplantae; Streptophyta; Magnoliopsida; Solanales; Convolvulaceae.
AGGAAAACAAGUUAAAAAAAAAAAAAUAAAGGAGAAUUUUAUGAUUAUAGGUUCUGAUUUCUUUUUGAAGGUACUCAAUUCUGUUGUUGUAGUCGGACUGUAUUAUGGAUUUCUUACCACAUUUUCAAUAAGGUCCUCUUAUUUCUUUUUUUGUGCGAACUAUGGUUAUGGAAAAAGAACCAAAUACAAAUAAGAAGGUAGCAGCAACCACUGGUUUUUUUAUGGGACAGCUCAUAAGAUUCGUAUCCAUCUAUUAUGCGCCCCUUUAUCUAGCUUUGGGUAGACCUCAUACAAUAACUGUCCUUGCUUUACCUUAUCUUUUGAUUCAGCUUUUCUUGAACACUGAAAAAAAAAUUUUUGCUUAUGGAUCUAAUAACCAAAAUUCAAUCCGUGAUCUAGAGAAUAUCUUUGUAUUCCUCAAUCAUCUUAUUUUUUCAGUUGCUUAACAUUUGUAUUUUACCAAGUUCAACGUUAGCCCGAUUAGUAAGCAUUUAUCUGUUUCGCUGUAACAAUAAGAUGUUGUUUGUAAUAAGCAGUUUUUUUGCUUGGGGAAUUGGACAAAUUUUAGUCAUCAAUUGCUUGGAAUUUUUAGUAGUCUGGAUACAGAAAAAUUUAGUAAUCUGGAUACAUAAAAAUAAUGUUAUUAGAAAGUACCUAGUCAGAAAUUCUAUCUUUUUUAUUUUACUAAAUUGUAGUUUUGGAAGUAUAGUAUGUAUUCUAAGUAUUCAGUCUUUAGGCAGAACACCCUUACCUAUUCCUACUCAGAAAUUUAGUGAGGUCUCAAAAAUAGAACAAAGGGAAAAGGAAAGGUUGCAAAAGGAGGAAGAAAAAGACGUAGAAAAAAAAAAGAAAUCCACUGAAGAAGAUCCUUCCCUUUUUUCCGAAGAAAAGGGUAUUUUGGAAAAAGAAUUGGACUUGAAAGUAAACGAACCGGACUUGGAAGGAUCUGAUUCUGAAUUGGAAAUCCUUGAAAAAUAUGAAAAUAAAGAACAUAUUGUGGCUCUUCUUUUUGAUUAUAAAAGAUGGACUCGGCCAUUUCGCUACAUAAAAAAAUAAUAGACUUGAACAAGCGGGUAAGAAACGAAAUGGCACAAUAUUUCUUUGACAUACAUAAAAGUGAUGGAAAAGAUAGAAUAUCUUUUACCCAUCCGAUAAGUUUAUCAACGUUUUUUCAAAUAAUCAAAAAAAAGAUACCCCUUUUAUCAUUAGAAAAAGAUAUUUCUAAUAAAUUGGACAAUUUUUGGGUUUCUAGAAACAAACAAAAAUUAAAUUCUAUAAAAAUUGAUUUGUUAAAUCGAAUUAAAAAUCUUGACAAACCAGUAUCAGUCCCAAUACUAGAAAUUGAAACAACCAAAACGCGAUUAUGUAUACACAAUGAUGAGACUAGAAAAGAAUACUUACCAGAAGAGUAUGAUCCCUUGUUAAAUGGGGCCUUCCCGCGGAAGACUAAAAAAAGAUAUAACGUUGAUAAACGAGACUUCGAUCAAAAAGUUGAGAGAGAAGGUUAUGCUAAAUAGACUUCAUGCUUUAUUGUUGAUGUCUCCUUUUGAAAAAAAAGGAAAAAAAACCAUUACAAGUUGGUGAGUUCUCAACUUUAUCAUCGAGUUUUUAACGGAUUCAGAACAACUAACAAAAUUUUUAGUAAAUGUAAUUGAGACAGACGAUAAAAAAUAUUCUGCAAUAGAAAAAAUAGGUAAAGAAGAGAUUGGUAAAAAAGUCCCCGGAUGGUCAUACAAAUUAAUAACUGAAUUGGAACAAAUAUCGUAUUUUAGAAAUCCACCAGAUGAUCAUGAUAUUCGUUCAAGAAAAGGGAUAAGUGUAUUAAUUUUUGAAGAGCCUAAGACUCUCAAAGAUAAGACUACAAACAAAGAUAAGAAUACAAAAGAGACAAAUAUUCAAGCUAUAAAAUCCGACAAUGAUGAGAAAGAUAAAAAUAUGAAAAAGAAAAAGGAAGAUGAGGAUAAUAAGCUUUAUUUGUUACGAUAUCCGCACCAAUCUGAUUUUCGCCAAGGCUUAAUAAAAGACUCUAUGCGAACUCAAAGACGUAAAAUAGUUAUUGAGGGACUUUUUAAAGCAAAUGCGCAUUCCCCUCUCUUUUUUGACAGGAUGAGGAAAAAAAACCUUUUUUUCUAUACCAUACCUGGCUCAACUGAAACGACUUUUUAUAAAAUGGUCAUCCAGAAACGAGUUCGGUAUUUUAGAGUCUACAGAGGAAAAAAAAACAAUAAUAAAAAGAGAAACCAAAAAGGAAAAGAAACGACGAGAGGAAAUAGAACGGUUAGAGAUAGGGGAAGCCUGGGAAACUUUCCCAUAUACCCAAAUAAUAAGAGGUUUGUUAUUAAUAACCCA